AUGGGGGACUUGUCGUCGCUGGGUCUGUCCGACUGGCUGAUUAAACAGUGUAAACAGCUGGGAAUCAACAAACCCACUCCAGUCCAGGAAAACUGUUUACCACCUAUCCUCGCAGGUCGGGACUGUAUGGGCUGUGCCAAAACCGGAAGUGGGAAGACAGCAGCCUUCGUGUUGCCAGUGCUGCAGAAACUGUCAGAGGACCCAUAUGGCAUCUUUUGCCUCGUGCUCACUCCCACCAGGGAGCUGGCCUAUCAGAUCGCAGAGCAGUUCAGAGUUCUGGGGAAGCCUCUGGGGCUGAAAGACUGCAUUAUCGUCGGUGGAAUGGACAUGGUGAGCCAGGCCAUGGAGUUGUCCAACAAGCCUCACGUGGUUGUGGCGACGCCAGGCCGGCUGGCUGAUCACAUCCGCAGCUCCAACACCUUCAGCAUGAGCAGGAUACAGUUCCUGAUUUUGGAUGAGGCCGACCGGCUGCUGGAACAGGGCUGCACUGACUUCACCAAAGACCUGGAGGUGAUCCUGGGGAUCCUACCGGCCAAACGCCAGACGCUGCUGUUCAGCGCCACCCUGACGGACACCUUGCAAGAACUGAAGAAGAUCGCCAUGAACAAGCCUUUUUUCUGGGAGAGCACAUCGGAGACGCGCACAGUGGAGGAGCUGGACCAGAGAUACAUCCUCACCCCAGAGAAGGUUAAGGACGCCUACCUGGUCCACCUGAUCCAAACGUUUAACGAUGAGCACGACGACUGGGCGAUCAUCAUCUUUACCAACACGUGCAAGAGCUGCCAGAUUCUCACAAUGAUGCUGCGGCAAUUUAACUUUCCAACAAUUUGCCUGCACUCCAUGAUGAAACAGAAACAGCGAUUUGCAAACCUCGCCAAGUUCAAGGCCAGCGUCUACAAGAUCUUGAUCGCAACCGACGUGGCUGCCAGGGGUCUGGAUAUUCCAACCGUCCAGGUGGUCAUCAACCACAACACGCCUGGCCUGCCCAAGAUCUACAUCCACAGAGUGGGACGAACAGCUAGAGCAGGGAGGAACGGAGUGUCCAUCACUCUGGUGACUCAGUACGACAUCCACCUGGUUCACGCCAUCGAAGAGCAGACGAAGAUAAAGCUGAAGGAAUAUUCCGUGCAGGAGAAGGAAGUCCUGAAGAUCCUCACACAGGUCAACGUGACCCGGAGGGAGUGUGAAAUAGACCCGGAGAUGGAGGCCAAGAGGAAGGCUGAGCUGGAGAAAAUCCGGAGCCAGAAGAAGAAGUUUAAACAGAAGAUCCAGGAGACCAUUCAGAAGCAGAAACAGAGUCAACAGAGAAAGACACAGACGAGGACAAAACAGACCCAACAGAAAAAAGCUGAGUCAUCAUCAACCUGA
Menidia menidia (Atlantic silverside) is the source of this 1368-nucleotide messenger RNA. The record is from the annotation of a GenBank genome assembly. Lineage: Eukaryota; Metazoa; Chordata; Actinopteri; Atheriniformes; Atherinopsidae.